This is a messenger RNA of Entamoeba histolytica HM-1:IMSS, 1107 nucleotides long. RefSeq lists its product as uncharacterized. The record is from RefSeq and is a predicted model, not a curated record. The transcript has a single exon. NCBI's taxonomy places the organism in Eukaryota, Evosea, Mastigamoebida, Endamoebidae. The coding region runs from base 1 to 1107 and encodes 368 amino acids.
AUGAGAGAAAGAAAUAUGAAUAAGAAAGAGGUUAUUGAAACUUCUGAUGAUGCUUUUUUUGAAGUUUUACCUUCUGUGGAAAGGAAAGAACAAUCAUCAAGUAUCUUUUAUUCAAAUGUUAGAAAUACAGAAGUUGGUAUUUCAGACGAUAGUUCUUAUGGAGUAUUUUCACUUGAUAAAAGAGAUGAUAGUUCAAGUGGAUCUUUUUUGAGAAGGCAAUAUCCAUCAAAUGGUACUGAAUUUUCAAGUCCAUACUUAUCUAACACACCAUUACCAAUAUACUCUCCAGGACCAAAAGAAUGUUUUAUUGUUAAUAUGAUUAAUCAAGGAACAAUUAAUCUUGUUGGAGAAGUAGAAUUAAACAAAAUCGAGGAAAAUGAAAAAAUUGAACAUCCCAUGGCUGUUAAACAAGAAUUUAUUUUAUCAGAACAUCAAAAAUUUCGUCCUAUAAAUAGAAGAAAGAAAAAAAAAGCAAUACAUGAAGAUUUUUCUCGAUGUGAAUCUGACAGUGAAAUUAUAAGUGAAAGGAGUGGAUUGUUUAUGGAAGAUAGUAUUGAAACAUAUGUAAAGGAACAAUUAUUUAUAAAAGGAAAACAUUUCAAAAAAUUGAAACAAUGGAUUGGGUUAUCUAAAUAUAAAAUCAUUUUUGAUAGUUAUUUUGAUGACUUAGUGACUGACGUUUUUAACCAAAGGGUUGAAGGUAAGUCAAAUACCUCUAUGAUUAUUGUGACUAAUAACAAUUGGGUUUUUGGUUGUUUCAAUAAACUAAAAAUACCAAUAAUCAAUAGUCAAGAAGAGACUCAUGGAUUGAGUGAUAAUGGGUUUUUUAUCUUUUCAUUGAACAACCCACAUCACACAAUGCCAAUUAAAAUCACACAAAAAGAAACAAUUCCAGGAAAAUUAAUAUUAUAUCCUAAAGAUUCAAAUCAAUUAUUUGGGGUAGAAGAUGCAUUCAUUAUUUCUCAAUUACCAAACGAAUCAUAUAUUUUUAGAAAUAUUGAGCAAUAUUAUUUAAUACCAUCAGUAGUUGGAAAAGAAUUAUUUACUGGAUGUUGUUAUCCAGACUGUUUCUGUGCUGAUAAAGUAUUUGUAAUAGAAUGGUUUUGA